Messenger RNA from Peniophora sp. CBMAI 1063, 1337 nucleotides. Lineage: Eukaryota; Fungi; Basidiomycota; Agaricomycetes; Russulales; Peniophoraceae. The record is from the annotation of a GenBank genome assembly.
GGUGAGUUGGGGGUGGGUGGGGAGUGCGAGGUGGGCGAGGGGCGGAGGGAGGAGGCGAGGGGUGUUUAUGAGGCGUUGAAGGGGCUUGAGGGGGGCCAGCCUAGCGAUUCGAGGCAUCUGGCACUGGCGUAUAUCGCGUACACCCUAACGCUCUACACCGAGUCGCUCGCCCAUCUCUCCGCCGUACGCGAUCUGGCGGAGGCACAGUCUCGCCUUCAGCCCUUUCAAUCGAUCCGCUCGACGCUCACUUCCAUCACAACUACCUCUACCACUACCGCACCGACGUCAACAUCCGCUGCACCAUCGACCGCACCGUCAACCUCUACUUCGACAGCCAACGGAAACCUCGCAGCAAGCAUCCUCGCAAGCGGCUUCAACUCCUCCUUCGCCUCGCUCGACACGAGCACGGGCGCGAGCGGCGAUGCGGCUAGUAUCGCCGAUAUAUCGAACGGCGCGACGUGGGCCGCGGCUGAAGUGAUUCGUUCUGUCUGCCUCCAAGGGAUGUGCAUCGAAAAGCUCGAACCUUCCAACGCGCCCAAAGCGCUCGAAAUCUACCUGACGGCCGUGCUCUCGCUCCCGACGCUCGAGUCUUCGAUAUCGGGCUCGGCGCCCGCGCCCACUGCGCAGUCGUUCGCGAGCUUUGUGAGGUAUCGCGAGCUGUGGAGGUGGGCGGAGAGGUUGCUGUAUCGCGCGAUUGUGCUGGCGGCGCGGGUGUGUGUGUUGGGCGGCGGCGAGGCGGGUGGGGAGGGUGAGGUGGAUGGUGGGAAUGAGGAGGGAGAGGGAGGAGGAGGGAAGGAGGCGAGCGUGCUGUGGAGUUUACUGGCGCACUACCAGACCUGCUCAGCGCACUGGCCACCCACGUUCCGGCCCAAGCAUCGAACGACGAUCGCGUCGAUCCACGUGCGCGCGCUCAUCCUCGCUUCCCGUCUCCCCUCCUCUUCCGCUUCCUCCUCAUUCAUCAGUAAGAAGGAGCUGGGCAGUAAGGCGAGAAGAGUGAUCAAAGAGGCGAGAGACGUUAUUGGGGCUACGACGAGCUUCCCGCGGGCGGACCAGAGGAAUAGUAAUGUUGAGGAGCUGGUUGAGUGCGCUGUUGCGGCUUGGGAGGCGAGUGGGGCGGAUGGGGUGCGGGCGGGGUGGGUCAUGGACAUCCUGUGGUGGGCCACCCGCCUCACAUUCAACUCGCCCCUCAUCUACCGCCACAUGACGCGCCUCGCGCACGUCUCGUCCGACCACGCCCUCUCCCUGCGCACUUUACGCCUCUACAUCAGCGUAGUCGGCAAGGCGCGCCAGGCGGGCGAGCAAGAUAUCGCGGAUACGGAUGCGAAUUGGGUCGAUAC